Messenger RNA from Panicum virgatum (switchgrass), 3593 nucleotides. Its product is annotated as U-box domain-containing protein 35-like. Gene Ontology annotation, biological process: protein phosphorylation. Gene Ontology annotation, molecular function: ATP binding; protein kinase activity. The coding region runs from base 870 to 3209 and encodes 779 amino acids. The transcript has 14 exons. NCBI's taxonomy places the organism in Eukaryota, Viridiplantae, Streptophyta, Magnoliopsida, Poales, Poaceae. The record is from RefSeq and is a predicted model, not a curated record.
AGGGAUGAUGGGAAGCCUCCGCUUCUAGUUCGGAUGGUUGAAGACUGUGAUGACGGGAAAUUCAUGUCUGCUUUGCGCUUUUUUAAGCGUCGGGUUGCCUAUGCUAAUGUAACAUAUGAUCAUAUAGUUGGUUGGAGAACAUCGUCAAUUCGGCGUCAGCGUGAAUUGCCAAAACUUAAGUUAUCAGCAAACGAUGAAAAGUAUCCUCAUGUUAUUAAUGUCGAAAAAGGAAAUUCAGAGGAUCAUCAAAAAGAGGAGUCUGUAGAAGCUUCGCUGGCAGAUAGCUUAGAAGAGAAGAUGAUCCGAGGCCUUACACAAGUGAGCUGGGAACGUGUGGAUGUAUGCUUUCAUAAGAGCUGGCUAAGAUACAACGCCCAUAAUAACAUCCAGGUUAGGAUUCAUCCAGUUAAUUCGGAUGGAGAAGAUGUCAUAUACCAUAUGAUAGACAAUUUUCUAGUCUAGACGGCUAAGACUAGCUUUCUCGACAGCUCAUUCUGAUGAGUUCUUCAUGAGAGGGUCCGCUUUAAUCCCACCUGCUUAGAAGAAAACGGGAAGGGGAGAGCUGGUGGUUACCCGUUAAAUCAGGUGAAUUCCCCAAAAGGAACAUGAUUAACAUUCUGAAGUCGCUCUAAUUAUAGUCAAUGGGGGUCAGAGAACAGAAGUGAAAGCUUAAAAGAGAUGCCCCAAAAUCCUCUUCUGAACACCACCCCUCCUCAAGACCUUUGAGGGGAUGAUGAAUAGCCGACAUCAGAAUUGUAGGAAGUUAGCCCAGAAAACAUAGCGGAACCAAAACUAUCAAUUCAAAUAGCUUUGCUGCAUACAUCAGAGCAGGAGAAGGGGAGGCACCGUAGAAGAAGCUCGAUCAGGGGAUGGGCAAGUACAGCGACGGGAAGGACGGCGAGACCGGCGGCAGCUACCCGCUGGUGGCGGUGUGCAUCGACAAGGACAAGAACAGCCAGAACGCGCUCAAGUACGCCACCGAGACGCUCGCCCACAAGGGCCAGACCAUCGUCCUCGUCCAUGUCAACACCAAGGGCACCUCAGGAGGGGUGGAGGACGCCGCCGGGUACAAGCAGCCGACGGACCCGCAGAUGAAGGACCUCUUCCUCCCGUUCCGCUGCUUCUGCACCCGGAAAGACAUCCAGUGCAAGGACGUGGUGCUGGACGACCACGACGUGGCCAAGUCGAUCGUCGAGUUCGCCGCGCACGCCGCCAUCGAGAAGCUCGUCGUCGGCGCCACCGCCAGGGGCGGCUUCGUCAGGUUCAAGGCGGAAAUCUCCAGCACCAUCUCCAAGACGGCGCCGGACUUCUGCACCGUGUACGUCGUGACCAAGGGCGGCAAGGUGAACUCGGUCCGGCAGGCCAUCCGCCAGGCGCCGGCCGUGUCGCCGCUGCGGACCAUGAUCCAGGGCCCCAAGCCCGACCAGGUGCACGCGGCAGCGCAGAAAUGGACGCCGCCGCCUCCAUCGAGAGGUGAUGUUGCCGCGACACCGAUGAUGCAAGACAAUCCGAUCAUGUCUCCGUUCGCGAGGUCGACAGGGCUGGGCGCGGGGUCGGCGCGGAAGCCGUUCCCGGAGUUCUCGCUGCCGGAGUCGUCGGACAUAUCGUUCAUCGGCUCGGCCCCCCGGCGGAGCACGGAGCGGUACCCACUGUGCCCGCCGCGGCUGUCGAGCGGGUCGGAGGGCCUCGACCAGCACAGCUUCGAGGCGCGCACGCCCAGCCGGUGGGGCGACUCCUUCGGCAACGACAGCACGGCAGCGCACUCGCAGACCAGCACCUCCUCGUGGUGCUCCCAGCCCACGGACGACAUGGAGGCUGAGAUGAAGCGGCUGCGGCUGGAGCUGAAGCAGACCAUGGACAUGUACAGCACGGCGUGCAAGGAGGCGCUGAGCGCCAAGCAGAAGGCGAUGGAGCUGCAGCGCUGGAAGGUGGAGGAGGAGCAGCGGUCGCACGAGACGCGGCUGACGGAGGAGUCGGCCAUGGCGCUGAUCGAGCAGGAGAAGGCCAAGGCGCGGGCGGCCAUCGAGGCGGCGGAGGCGGCGCAGCGGCUGGCGGACCUGGAGGCGCAGAAGCGUAUCGGCGCGGAGAUGAAGGCGCUCAAGGAGGCCGAGGAGCGGCUGCGUUCCAUGGGCAUGGGCGGCGGGGCGCGCGAGUCCGUCCGCUACCGCAAGUACACCAUCGAGGAGAUCGAGCUCGGCACCGACCACUUCAACGAGGCCCGCAAGGUGGGCGAGGGCGGGUACGGCCCCGUGUACAAGGGCCACCUGGACCACACGCCCGUGGCCAUCAAGAUGCUCCGCCCGGACGCGGCGCAGGGGCGGUCGCAGUUCCAGCAGGAGGUGGAGGUGCUGAGCUGCAUCCGCCACCCCAACAUGGUGCUCCUCCUGGGCGCCUGCCCCGAGUACGGGUGCCUGGUGUACGAGUACAUGGCCAACGGCAGCCUGGACGACUGCCUGUUCCGGCGCGGCGGCGGGCCGGUGAUCCCGUGGCAGCACCGGUUCCGCAUCGCGGCGGAGAUCGCGACGGGCCUGCUGUUCCUGCACCAGGCCAAGCCGGAGCCGCUGGUGCACCGCGACCUCAAGCCCGGCAACAUCCUCCUGGACCGCAACUACGUGAGCAAGAUCAGCGACGUCGGGCUGGCGCGCCUGGUGCCGCCGUCCGUGGCCGACUCCGUGACGCAGUGCCACAUGACCUCCGCCGCGGGCACCUUCUGCUACAUCGACCCGGAGUACCAGCAGACGGGGAUGCUGGGCGUCAAGUCGGACGUCUACUCGCUGGGCGUGAUGCUGCUGCAGAUCGUCACGGCGCGGCCGCCCAUGGGGCUGACGCACCACGUGGGGCGCGCCCUGGAGCGAGGCACCUUCGCCGACCUGCUCGACCCGGCCGUCCACGACUGGCCCAUGGAGGAGGCGCACCGCUUCGCCGAGGUCUCGCUCCGCUGCUGCGAGCUCCGGCGCAAGGACCGCCCCGACCUCGCCACCGUCGUGCUCCCGGAGCUCAACCGUCUCCGCGCCCUCGGCGAGGACAACAUGGAGUACUGCAACCCCAUGGGCGGCCGCGGCGGCAUGCACAGCUCCUCCGCCUUCCAUAGCGGGCCCUACUCGAAUCCACGACACGAUGGGGUGAGUGAUCCAUCGCUAGCGAGGCCGCACCACAGCUCCAACGGCAGCCAGGCGGCCAUGCCGACACGGAGGCUCAACUACAACUGACUCUGACUGACUCUGACUGACUCAGAGAGAGAGAGAUCCUCUGAUCGCAUUCGAGUAAACGCCCCCUAACCAACCGAUCGCCACGGAGCAGUGCGAAACUAGCUAGUCACUGAAGAUUGAUUGAUUGGUUAGCUGAACUGAAUGUUAUCCUGGUCUGAGUAGAGUGUGGCUCCUGCAAAGUGCAAACCGAUGCAGCUAGCAGAAGCAGAGCGCCAUGGCAAUGCCAAUUGCCAAUUGCGCAUUGUUGGCGGCAAGUUCUACCCUGUGCAGUGCCUGUACUAUCUACAGUAGAUUCUUCAAAAGUUGUGCUACCUCUGUAUAAACAGCCUGAAAUUUCAAAGACAAAUUGGGUACCGACGGUUUCUCCCAAAAACCAUUUUGAAA